CCUGCUCCCCCUCGCCCAGUGCAGGCUGCUGAAGGACGGGAGGAGAAAUCUGGGCAGGGCGCGGAGAGUGGCUUAGCCCGGACAAAGUUUCCCAGGCGUGGGGUGGGGGGCGCAGCUAGGCAGGAGGGAGCCCCACGCGUGGGAAGGAUCUGCCGUGGGUGUGCAGCUGGUGGAUCGCUGCUCCCUGGGGCUUCUCUGCAGCUUCUUCUGCUCCUGCCAGGCACUUCUGUUCAGUUGUUUAAACCAGAGGACAGGGGGGAACCUGCUGCCUCUUGCCAGCCCUGAAUUCCCACUCAAGCCCAGGAAAUUCAAGGCAGCACAAGCCCAGCGAUCGUCUCGCCAAUGCCAUGUGUGCUCACUAAGGUGCGAAGUCCCCUGGGAGACUCGUAUCAACAUGUUCAGUGAAAAGAGCAGCACCUCUUUGUCCCAGAAAUCUAGCCAGAAAAAGACCAGGCCCCAGGGGCUCCCCUCUCCUGCUCUCUGCUGUGCCUGUGGACUUUGCAUCAUGCUCGCUGGGAUCAACAUCACCCUGGUGGGAGCGUUCGCUUUUGGGACCUUCCUCCCCAUGAACAACCCCCCCAUCAUCAUUGGACCCAUCCUGCUGGUGGUUGCUUUCACGUUCUUUGGGGCCUGCUGCAUCUGUAGCCGGAGACCACCCGCCCAUGGGGCAAGGAAAUCCAAGCCAGGUUCCAACAUUGGGCUCAUCAAACUCGGUAACACGGCCUUCGAGAUAGAAACCAGUGAGCACACGAUGCAGGACACCACCGCCGUGCAGCUGAGCCCAACCAACUCGCCUGUGUCCUCCAGAAAGUCCACACCCAUCCAUGAGAACUCCAAGACCUGCAAACUCUUCACAAUGGAUGGCAAUGGGCCGGCAGCAAAAUACACAGCAGGAGGGGAAUCAAUUCAGCUGAACUUACCUAGAGACCUUAUGACAUCCUAAGUCAAGUCAGACCAGGUGGGCACUGCAGUUAGGCAUGCCAUGAUCAGAUGGAUACAGCCGAUAGGAAGCAGCAAGCCUAUGAAAUCCUUUUUGUGUGGCCAACUGAUACGAUGACAUCUUAAGAACCAGUUAAGAAAGGAAAGGGAUGACAUGGUAAUUGGAAACAAUGGUGGAAAAUUCCAGCUUUUUUCUGGAAUGGGUGCAUUUAUUUAAUGUGAUUAGAAAUAACGCUGUAACGAGGAAUCAAUGUGGCCCAGCUACUGGGAAAUUAGAGAUCUUCUUUUGGAAUGAAUUCAUUUCUUUAGUGCAACUUAAAAAAAAAAAGUAACGUCGUGAUUAGAAUUAAGUGCCACAGAGUGUGGCAAAUUACAGGUCUCUCUUUUUGGAAGGGAUGCAAUUAUUUAAUGUAAUAAAAAUGACCAAUGCAGUAAUUAGAUAUUGAUAUCACCCAGUUGCUGGGAAAUUACAGAUCUUUGAGACUCGACCUUGGGGGAUUUGAGGAACAAUAAAUUUAUUUUAACGCAAUUAAAAUUGCAACACAAAAAUGUAACUUCCACUUUUUAUCCUGUCUCAACCUUUCCUUUCUUUUUUGACUUCCACUCUAACUCUAGCAGCCAGCAGAUCUCAAGUGCAGCAGAUAGCGUCAGCUGUUUUUCCUCCUGCGUAAUUCAGAUUCAUUUCUCAGUCCUGCUGUCUAACAUGCCACAUCGCUUGGAAGGUCAGCUGUGCCUGAGUAGGUAGAGGCUGCAGGUGAUUGGUUAAGCCAGGCCUUGCGAUGGGUGGAGACUAUCAGAAGAGGCAGCCCAUAGACCUAGUGGAAAAGGAAAUGAAGUCAUGUGGAAAGAGGUUCCACUGAGCAAUAGAAAUGGAGCGAGAUAAGAUGAUGCACUUGAACCUCCUUUGGGGGGAACUUUGGGCCUGGCUUGGACAUGGCUACUUGGAGUCAGAGUUUAUUCGGGAAUGAAAAUAACCAUAAUGUCAUUAUUGUUACAGCUGGUGGGGAAUUUUUCAGUGAAUUGGCUUCAGUAACAAUUUCUUAAGGAUGGUUUCUCAGGUCUAGGGUGGAAUUUCUGGGGAGGGAGAGACCAGGAUAGUCCUCAUCUUGGAUGUGGGGGAACCAAGUGCAAGUCCCUGAUUUGGAGCAGGGACUUGAAACUGCAUUUCCCUCAUCCCAGGCAGGUGCCCUGACCACCAGGUUACUGGUUAUUCCAUGGGCUCUGUCUGGCUUGUGGUUUCUCCAAACCUCUACUUGCCAGAAGACAGGCCAACUGAUCUAAAAGAUGACCAAAAGUAUCUGUGUCUCCUCCCUUUAAGUGACUGUAUAUCCCACUGACUUUGAUAUGAGCUGCGUGUGUACAAUAAGAGGAGAAUAAGUUCCCUAAAUAAGAGCAUCUUGGUUUCCUGUGUUGUAAGGCAUUGGGAAGGUGGAGAAGAUAUUUCCUGGAGAGGACCCUGAAUCUAUGGAAGGGAGGAAGUGGUGUCCGUGUUGCCUGCUGCUGUGCAUGGAAGGUUUCCAUCUGACUCUGGAUGCACAGGGCUUCCUGGAUUGGGGGAUAGGACAUACUUUGUAGCUAGUAGAGAAGCAGAGCUGAGGAGCAGCUGCUGAAUGCAGCUUGCUUCCUUCUGACACACAAUACAGUGGAAGGUAAUGCCACUUUGAGCAGCAGGAAUCUGGGCUCCUUGCAGUCUGCUCUUCUUGGAGGUGAGCACAACACGGUGCAGCAGAGGUAGACAGAGCCAUACUCUAGAGACGGAGGGGCUGCAGGAUGGUUUAGAGGUGGGGGUUGUAGCUCCUUUUGCCCAUUGACAGUAUCACCAACCCAAAAUGUUCAAAAAUCAGGAGUCAUGCCUGCCCAAAAUCACAAGAGUGGCUCAGCCAGCAUGAGAUUAUUUUAACAAAUAAUUAAUGUUGGAUUCUGUUUAAUCAACUUCUAGGCUUUAAGCCUUUGUGGGACAUGUUUUCAAGUUGUUUUGCCAUUACCAAGAGAAAGAGAGAGACUUUUUUUUAAAAGAAAGCUGAGAUUCUCACAUAUUCACAUGAUUCCAGGAGCUGGGGCUUUCAGAAAAACAUCAAAUAGUAUGAGACAGAUAGUAAUAUCUUGAGAGCUGACAACACUGUGUUAAUCUCCAGGUUCCAUGGGAUUUUGAGCUUGCCAAAUCUCCCUCUGAAGGGAAACAUUUUGAUGGAAGCUCGGAGGUUUUUUAAGAUCUCCUUUCUCAAUCGGGGAUAGUGACGUGUCUUGUCUUUUGCUCUUUACACAACAUACCUAAUAUGAAGGAAUGACACAGGCCAAAUAACUGCGUUUACCACGUUAGAGUGAGUCAGGAAAUGGGUUAUCCCAUGAAAAUUUUCAAGUUUUCAAAAAAUAAUUAUGUCCUGAAAUGGGAUGAAAAG
Messenger RNA from Chelonoidis abingdonii (Abingdon island giant tortoise), 3338 nucleotides. RefSeq names its product transmembrane protein 275 (gene TMEM275). NCBI's taxonomy places the organism in Eukaryota, Metazoa, Chordata, Testudines, Testudinidae. The record is from RefSeq and is a predicted model, not a curated record.